AAAAGAGGAAGAUUGGCAACAGAUGCUAGCUCAGGUGAAUCUUAAAAAAAAAAAAUUUGUGUAUGUGAGCAUGCACCCCAAAACUGAACCCUAACAUUUUGGCUAAUCAAGAACAUUUGCAGCAGAGGAAAUAUUUUUCUCCCAAUUUCAUAUACAUUCAUUUUCUUGAUGAACAAUUUCAAAAUAAGGAACUUGUGUAGCUGGUAAUAAUAUCAAUACAACAGGAAAAAACAGUUUAUAUUAACUGGAUAUUCUCGUUUUUACUUUUUAUAAGGCAUACAGUAAAAUAUAUUAGAAGAGCAUAUCUUAAACCUGUCCUUUUUUUUCUUUUAGUUUUCAAGUUUUCAUCUGUCUAUUUUCAUGCAUAAAUUUAUCUAAUAGAAGCUAUAGACUUUUUCCACCUUCCUUCCCCCACCCUAUCGUAAUGUAAAAUUAUCCUCCCUUCCCAUAAUAGUUAUAAUAAUGCCCUGCCCUAUUGGACUCUGAUCUUCUUUUAGCAAUUCAUUUUUCAUUAAGUGCUAAACUUUAACUAGAAGACUGAGGAUAAAAGGCAAGACAGUGCCACACAAACAGUCGCUUUGACAGGUUUACUGACUGAAUCAGGAAGUGACCAUGACCUGCUGUGAAGGAUGGACAUCCUGCAAUGGAUUCAGCCUGCUGGUUCUACUUGUGUUGGGGGUAAUUCUCAACGCCAUACCGCUAAUUGUCAGCUUAGUUGAUGCAGACCAAGUUUUUCAAAACCCCAUCUCUUGCUUUGAGUGGUGGUUCCCAGGAAUUAUUGGAGCAGGUGUGAUGGUCAUCCCAGCAACAUCAAUGUCCUUGGCAGCAAGAAAAAGAGCAUGCUGCAACAGUAAAGUUGGGAUGUUUCUUUCCUCGCUUUUGAAUAUAAUCACAGUCAUUGGUGCUGUGUAUUGCAUGUUGGUAUCUAUCCAGGCUCUCGCAGAAGGUCCUCUCAUCUGUAACUCUCAAGGCAACAGUACUUCCAGUUGUGAAUUUUCAUUUAAAAACUUAAGGGACAUUCAUCUAGAAUCCUUCAAUGUGCGGUGGUUCUUCAAUGAAUCUUGCGUAACUUCUACUGGUUUCGCUAAUCCCACCAACAACGACAUCAUGGCCAGCAACUGGGGGAAAAACAGCUUGAAUUCUACAGAAAACAAAUACAGGAUUAUCCAUUUCUCAGUAUUUUUAGGUCUCCUGCUUGUGGGGAUUCUUGAGCUCCUGUUUGGACUCAGUCAGAUAGUCAUCGGUUUCCUCGGCUGUCUGUGUGGAGUCUCCAAGCGAAGAAGUCGAAUCGUGUAAUUUAGUGGCAAUAAAACAGAACUAUUAGCAGUUUGAAUCAUUUGAGAAUUACAUUUAAAAGACAUUCUUUUAGACGUCUGAAGUUCAAUAGUGGAAUAUUAUCUAGACAGCUGCAUGAGUCAUUUUAGUCCAAAAGAUUGUUUUUAAAGUCACCUCUCAGGUGAUUAAAAAAAAAAAAUCAAACUGUUACAUAGAAAGCAUGUUGGUAAAUGCAUAACGCUUCCAUAUGGAAAGGAAAAAUCAACAGUAGUUAACUUUCGGGAGAAGUAGAGAGGAACUUUCAAUUUGUUUUGUAUUUUUCUGCAGAAUUUUCUAACUCUAUAGUCUUGUGUGGAAAGAGGAAGGGCAGCGGGUUGGGGGGGGGGAGAAAAAGGGAGACGGGAGGGAGAAAAAGAAGGAACAGAAGUUAUCCUGGAAGUGAAAGUGUGGGACUUUUGUAUUGUAUUUCUUUAUACUUCUUUUUUUUCUUUUUAAGAUUUUAUUUUUCCCUUUUCUCCCAAAGCCCCCCA
Messenger RNA from Equus caballus (horse), 1805 nucleotides. RefSeq names its product transmembrane 4 L six family member 20 (gene TM4SF20). The record is from RefSeq and is a predicted model, not a curated record. Gene Ontology annotation, cellular component: membrane. NCBI's taxonomy places the organism in Eukaryota, Metazoa, Chordata, Mammalia, Perissodactyla, Equidae.